Messenger RNA from Quercus lobata, 6438 nucleotides. RefSeq lists its product as uncharacterized. Lineage: Eukaryota; Viridiplantae; Streptophyta; Magnoliopsida; Fagales; Fagaceae. The transcript has 4 exons. Bases 4832 to 5428 code for a protein of 198 amino acids. The record is from RefSeq and is a predicted model, not a curated record.
UUCAUAUAAGAUCCACACGGUGGAGGAGAAAACUCUUGGUAGAGGUCCUCAAGGUGGAGUAGAAAAAAAGAGCUAAGAGAGGGAAAGUGAGUCUCACUCAAUACCUUGAGUUUUAGGAAGACCAAGAUAUGACAAGACUACUCUACUUCACUAGAACUCAAGAGGGAAGAGGAAAUGGUGUUUUUGUGUCUUAGAAUGGAGGAGAUGAGGGUUUAUAUAGUAGUAGUGGAGAAAAUAUGAACGGAAGGAAAUUUAAUGAAGGUUGACAAAUGAUCAAAGAGAAUCAUCAACCCAGACCCUAUUUCAAACUUUGGGAAAAGCUGGUGCUUUAAAUUUAGGGGUUGGUGGGAGUGAUGAGUGUGGUGGGCCUUUUGUGUGUUAGGCUUUGACUUCUUCUGCUGUAUCACGGCCCAUGAUUGUAAGGUAGGAGAGCUGGGGUUGGCCUAAGUGAAACAUGCCUCAAGAUAGUCUAUGCACAAGUUGGGUCAUCCCAAUAUAGGCGUACCUUGGCUGGAGUAUUGAGUAUACGACGUGCCCAUAGCAGAAACAACUACUACAAGUAUUACAGUAGGAAAUACAACAUGGCUGAAUAACUAUAACAUUUGACAAGUAAUACUAACGCUUAAAUAAAGGAAAAAAGAAAAUCCAACGAGGUCAUGGUAGAAUAAUACAACCGCAGGGAACAAUGAUGCAAUAAACAAUUCAAUAAUAAGGUAACAAGUUAAUCGUUCAUCAAUCACAAAAGUAAAACUUUUCUACCAAAGAAAUGUGCUUAUUCUUCUCAACAAAUGCAAGUCCAAAAAAGGAACUGAUCUCCAAUGCGAGUAAUCUCAAAGAAGACUUUUGCCAUAGAGAUUACGCACUUUGGAAAAAGGACCCAGAUGGCUUAAACUUUAACUCUUAAUUUCUCAAAGAGUAGGUCUAUCAAAAGGGAGAGAAAUGGGUAGCCUAUUAAUGCAUGCCUCUAUUCUUAUCACUCAUGCUUUUCUUUGGUUUUGUUGUGUUUUCUUUUCUUUUCUCUCCUCUUCUUCCUUGUUCUACCUCCACUUCUUUCCCUAAUAGUGAUACCUCUUUUUUUUUUUUUUGGUUCCUGAAGAUCCCUUACUGUUCACAACUACCACCCUUUAUACUGUCUACCAUGAUGGGAUUUACCAUUUUUACCCCUCAACUGCAUUUGGCUCCUUAGGGUUGUCCUUCCAAGAAUGCCCACUAGCCUGCCCAACCACUACUAUUGCACUGAAUGUGUUGGUUGCAUCACUCCUCAUUCCCAAAAAAAAAAAAAAAAAAAUGGCUUGUCUUGUUUCUUACCUCUCUCUGUUCUCACUACUCUCAUCUGGAUAAGGAUUAAGCCUUUCCCUCACCUACCUCUAUGGCAUGCAUCAAGUGGUCCCAGCUCAUUAUUACUUGUUUUGGGUGAAAUUCCAUUCCAGCAGGACAUUUCUCCCAAAGAAGUUUGAGCGGGAACCCAAAAAUAAACCCCCUCUUUCUCGCCACCACACCCUCUGAUACCCUUGACCCGUGGCCCACCUCCUAUGUAUUGGCUGGGUACAAGCACGUGGUGCUUGGGCCCUUUGUGUAUGCUCCACUUCCAUCUAAAUCUGUUCCUUUCUAGCCUUCACGCCAUUUCUGUUGCCUCCAUGUUUGUCUGAUUCUGCUAUAUGUUCUGAUGGGUGUUUAACUCUUGUAGCGUAAAGGAAAUAUGGGCUUUGGGCUCAUGUUCCCUACCUUUCACUUCUUCCCUAGAUUGGGUAUUGCUUGGGUGAAGGCCCUCACCUUCCUAGCCCAUGUUCUCUUAUUUCUUGUGUCUAUAGGCAUCUUGGAUGUGGAUCCUGCCAUGCCACUUCAUUGUUCCUACUAUAGCAUUACCACUCCUUUAUUUCUUGUUACCUGUGGGCUUAUGGGUUGAUGCUCUUACCAUGCUGGCCCACUUUCCACAUCUUUACCUCUUUUGGGCUUUAUUGGCCAACAUUCCUACUGUGCCAACCCAUUUCAUUCAUCGGGCUUUCUUGCCCCAUUUACUUUUUCUGUACCUCUUUUACUCCCAUGAGCCUUUUGCUAAAUCCCUUGGGCUUCCUCGGCCCAAUUACCACAUCCUUACCUCUUAUUAUUUUUUCAGGCUUGUUGGCCCUUAAGCCAACCCAAUUAAUUUACUAAUUCGUUUUCUGGGCUUCCCUGGCUCAUUUACCUCCUUUUUACCUCUUAUUAUUCUCAUUGGCUUACUACUUUAUUCCUUGGGUUUGCUCAGCUUAUUUACUUCUUCUUUACCUCUUAUUAUCCUUAUAAACCUGCUAGCCAUCAUUCCUGCCAUUCCGACCUGUUGGGCUUGCUUUAUUAUUUUCUCUUCUCACUUUCUUCAUAUUGUUGGGCUUCUUUUGUUAUUAGGCCCUUUGUCAAAAGUGGGCAUCAGCAUUCAACCCCCUGAGCAUUUAAAUUGCUCCUGCAAUUCCUAUGCGAAUACUUAUGUAAUAAUUUUUUCAUGAGUUUUUUAAAUAGUGGACCCCGCCUUAUUUCCUUUCCUCCUAUGGACAGGCCUGUCUCUUUGAAUUUCCCAGUUUAGCAGUUAUUCUGGAACACAGCCUCCGCUUCAUUAAUACGAUGCUUCCUUUGACGACUGACCCGUUGCUUCCUUUCGUGUCACUUUUAUUGUCCUUAGUCCUUUGGCUUUUUUCUUUCUCAUCAUUCUCUCAUAACUCCUCUUUUCCUUUCCCUUCACCAUCUCGUCUUCCCCAAAACCUCAUUACCCAUCUUCUCUAUUCAAACAAUCCUUCAUGUUGCCAACAAAAGGUGAUGGUUCAUCCAACCGAAUGGGGAAAGAGGUUGUUGCCAACGAUCCACCUACCAAGACCAUGGGUGAAGAGGCUCCCCAUUCCAAAUUGGACCACUCUGAAGAGAAGGAGGAGGAGGGGGGUCAAGAUCUGGGUAGUGAGUGUCCUCUCAUUAACCCAUGGUACGACAUCUAUAUCCAUUUCCCCAUAGUACCCGAUGAUUAUUUGCCUUUGCCAUUGGGCUGCGUGUGGCUUUCCAUUUGCCAUUGUGACACGGAGGUUUCUUAGGCCCCUUUGGUUUCCACCAUUCCUGACCUUGAUAUUCACCAAGGAACUUCACUACUCAUGCCCAUGUUCUUCAAAUUUGGGUCAGGUACUUCUUUGGGUUGGAAAGAAUGGGUGGACACAGAGUUGUUCAAUGUGGGUUUCAUGACGGCAUUGCAGUAGCCCGGUGUGUUGAAGGCCAUCGUUUCUUCUCGGUUUUUAUCCAACUAUCGGGAUUUGUUCAACCUUCGCCAUUUAGUCUACCGGUGGUGUAGCACCACCCAUACCUUCUUCCUUUCUUGCGACGAGAUCACCAUGACCUUGGAGGAUGUGGCGAACCAACUAUUGCUACCCAUUCUUAGCGAUACGGAUCCGAAUGUUAUUGAGCAAUCUGCCGAGGCGGAGGCCGUGGAGGCUGAUUUAAGGAAAGGGAUGAAUGGGAACGCAAAGUUAUCUCAUUGGGUUGGGGCUUUCUCCAAGGCUUCCACCGUCGUCAGCUAUGUGGCCUUUGUCGUGUUUUGGCUUUGUAAGUUCAUUUUUGGUUCUCAUCCCCAUUAUCAUAUAAAAACCCUUUACUUUUGGUUAGCCAUAAAGAUUUCUACCGAGGUGAGUCUGCCAUUGGCCCCUAUGUGUCUGGGUCAUUUGUAUAUACAACUGAAUAUUUUGCAGAGCGAUGAGAGGUAGGCAAGUUCCUGCCAUAUAAUUACUACCUCCGCCCACAGUACCAUAUUGCAACACCUACUAUGGAAGUGUUGUGCUAGCAAUUGGCCAAUUGCAAGUCAGUCCAUUUUUUCAAGGAGAAGUACCAGUCUUGUCCAAGAGUGAUUACUAACUUUUGUGGCUAUUUUGCUUCUGAUUUUUAGUUGACUUACCGCCGGGUUGGGUUGAAGCCGUUUAGGCAUCCUGUCGUUGAGUUCUUUGCUAAAGGAGUAGGCUUUUCUUGGAGAGCUUAUAGGGAUUUAAGCAGUCAGUUCACUUGCACUAAUUCAGCCAUGGGCCCCUAUAUGCUCGUCGUUGGGACCACCACCUCGUUGACUGCUUUUGAUGAGAGGGAAAUUAUGUACUUGGCAGCCACCAAUGCUGGUUGGUUGCCUUAUCUGGUUGAUGAGGGUAUCCGCUAUGUUCAUUAUUCUACCAACAGAGUAAAGAGGCAAUUUGGGCUUAAUUAGGACAUACCCAAUGACUUCACUACUAUCUUAGAGUCUACCACUUUUGUCCAGUCUUUCUUGCACCCUAGUACCUUUGAGUUUUAGAGCAGGCGCUUCACAGUCACUAUUCCGAGUUCCCAGAGAAAAGGCCUUUGCACUACUCUGAUGCACAAGAAUUGGCAGGCCAUGAUGAUUUCUUUUGGCCAGGAAUUGUUUAGUGGCUAUGGGUUUACUCUCAUCCCUCUUAAGGGCCUUCAUGCCAUUAUUUCUGCCAACCCAUGAUUGUUGCUUCUCACCAAGUCUGUGGUAGUGUAUGUUAGGCAGUAGAGUAGGUCUGCUAUAUUUGAGUUGCAGGAGAAGGAGAAGGAAUGGUGUUUAUAUGCUAGUGAGUUUCCUCUAGGUUGGGAGAAGAAAGUAAAGGUGGUAAACCUUCCUAUACCUACGAAGAAGGGCUUGGUGUCUCAGACCGCCAAGCCCAAGUCUACCAAGAGAGAUGAUGACUCUUUCAAGACUUGUUCUGAUCUUGUUUCGUAUGUGGGAGGCCUUCCCCCUAUAGGCAACAUAAUUUUCAAGAGCUCUCUUCCUCCUUCUCGUACCUGUUCCAGUAGGCAUUCUACUAUAAGCAAGCCCAAGCCUUCUACUCCAAGGCCAUCCAUGGAUGCUCCUUCUUCUAGUAGGACUCGUGGCAGUACAAGGAAGACAUCUCCACCAGCCCCAUCUGCCACUGCCGUGAGGAGAUCUAAGCACAAGGAGGACAUUUCAGCCACUCACACUAUACUACUUGAUGAGCCCAAGUUUGAGGUUGAUCCCAAACCCCUCUCUGUUUAUCACCCCAUGAGUGAGGAGGUUUCUACGACUGCUAGUGCAUUUAUGGAGGGCUUCUUUAACAGGGCAAAUGUCGUGGUUGAGGCUAUGGCUUCUGCUUUUGCUGCCACUGCAAAAGAAGCUCCUGCCAAAGCUCUAAUCCCUCCAUCUAAGCCUGUUCCUGCCGAGGAGAGUACCUACGCCAGGAAAGUUUUUAGUGGUGAGUCUGCUCCUAUUCUUGUUGAAUUCCCCACUCCUCAAAAGGAAAUUACUCCUACAGGCACAUCCCAGACCGAGAGUACCUCUUCAGCUACUCCUCUAGUCAUAUUUGCUAGUGACGCCUUAAUUGCCCUUUCCCAAGCCGUGAAGGAUUGUUCUUCCUUGGUGGUCACUCCAUCUUCAAUCCCUAGUUUACCACCUGAGGACCUGAUUCGGACUUGUCUUUAGAUGGGGAGUCAAAGGAGGUCCUUGAGGACUCCGAGGAUGAACCUGUCAUGAAGACAUUAGUUUCUGAUUUUGACGAGGAUGGUGAUGGUGAUGCGCAGGAGGCCGAGGUUAUGGGUAUGUGUCCUUCAUUCUUAUUAUGACCCUUCAUCUACUUCACAUGCUAUUUCUCAAUAUGUCCCUUCAUCCACUUCACAUGCUAUCUUUGCCUUCCAAUCACGGAUAUACCCGAGGAUCCUAAGACUAUAGCAGACCCCAUGAUGCCUACAACUCCUGUUUUGCAGUACCUAUGGCCCCUACUCUUGUGGGUCCUAGUAAUUUCCUUACCCUCAUACUUUUUUCAAUUAAAGCCUUCAUCGUUGCAUUAAAGACUUAUGUUGUACCUUGUGUUCCUUUUCAGGUCCGUCUCAUGCUGAGGUGGCUCUGUCCUCUCGGUUUGAGGUUGGUAGUAGUUCUGCCACCAUUCCUAACUCUGGAUUACUCUUCAGUCGUUCUACGAGGGAACACUUCCUCAAGUUGUUGGGAAGCAUGAUGAAUGACAUUGAGCAUAACUUCAUCAACACCGUAUCUACGGGGAGGAUCUUGCAGUGGAGGGCUAUGGUUCAGGAGUUGAUUAGAGUUGGAUUUGCUGUAGAGUUUCUGUUGGACCACCUACAAGAGACUGCUCGAGCGCUCUUCACAAAGAAGGUCUAGUUUGUUAUGGACUCUAUAGAUGCUCGCAUCAAGAGUUUGAAUAAGGAAGUGACAGACUUAGAGGCACGUCGCGAGCAUCUUCUUUCUGGCGUUACUAGCUCUAGCCACUUCAAGGACCAAACUCUUAAUUCAGGCCUUUUAUUGGACUUUUAUCUAUUAUGUAGCUUUAUUUCCUUCCCCCAUGUUUACUUCUUUCCCUCCUUUCUCUACAUAGUACACUUUAUUUCUCUAGCACUUAUUUUGAUAAGUCUAAUAUGACUUAUAUAUUUUGGGCUUGUAAUCUAUUAUGCUACAUCUAUUACAGCUACUAUUAUGCUUUA